AUGGUCGGGUACUGGGAGCACUCGCUGAAGAACCUGUCUAGCCAGCAGCGCACCGUGUUCACCGUGUUUGCGAUCCUCGUGAUGGUGAUUGCCGUUUUCGGCAACGUGGUCACGAUCAUCACGAAUGUGCGCCGGGAGCAGCGCCAUUUAUUUCGGGUCUGUCUGCUGUCGCUGGCGUUCUCCGACAUUGCGUUCGUGACCGUCACGUCGAUCGUCUAUCUGUCGCAGUUUAAUACGGAAUUCAACUCCCUCUGGACACUCGGUGAGAUGAUGUGCACGUUCUCCCCGUUCGUGCAAACGGUGGCCGUGCUCGUGAACAGCAUCACGCUAGUAGCGAUCGCCCUCGACCGCUACAUGGCGCUGCUGAGGCUAGCGAAAGGCUCCUGGGAACCGAGCGGGUGGUUCUGUGCCACCUGCGCCGUCCUUAUCUGGGGCUUGGGGGCCGGCAUUUCCAGCCCGAUGCUGACGCUGUACCAGGUGUUUGACAUCAUCGUCCUCACGGCGGACUCGUCGGCGACGGCGGCGACCCAACCGAACCAACCGCCCAUCAGCGGGUACUACCUGGCGGAGAUUUGUGCCACGGACAAGAGCAAAAACAGCUACUACUUUGCGAUCGUGUUCGCGGUCAUCUUCGUGCCGCUCCUGUGCGCCUUCUGCUGGCUGAACGGGGUCAUUGCGCGGGAGUUCUGGAAGCGCCGCAAUCCGGUCGCCGCCGCCCCGAAGCAGCGCCCGAAACCGACGUCGACCUCCGGAACGGAGCGGAACACGACGGUCACCACCAACACGGCCGUCGAACGGCGCAGUCCGGCAGUCCCGAAAUGUACCUGUCCCCACCACCAAGCCGGAGCGGGGCCCCCGGAACGCGCGGGGGAGCACAGAAACGAAAACACCGUGAACCGCCGGAAGCGGCAACUGCGAAUGUUCAAAGCGAUCGUCGCACUGAUGCUGGUGUUCUUCGUGUGCCGGCUGCCGAUGUGGAUCUUCCUGCUCAUCAAAAUGAUGGGCGACGCCAGCUCGAACGCCUUCUGGAGCCUGCACUACUCUUUCGGGCUGUUGGCGAUGCUGAACGGAGUGCUGAACCCGCUGAUGUACACGUUCCUGGGCGAAACGAUUCGCUUCACGCUCUUCGUCAAGGCUUACUGCGUGCGUGUUUGGAUGAAACCGUGCCGCGCCGGCAGCGGGGGCACAGCGUCCCCGGCCAGACGAGCUGCGGCAAAGGAACGGGACAGUAACGAGGGUUCCGGGCUUCCGGGCGAUGCCGAUGGCGGUAUCUACAUGGGGUGA
Molecule: messenger RNA, 1284 nt
Organism: Anopheles bellator
Lineage: Eukaryota; Metazoa; Arthropoda; Insecta; Diptera; Culicidae
Product: neuropeptide receptor npr-1
Exons: 2
Coding region: 1-1284 (427 amino acids)
Biological process (GO): neuropeptide signaling pathway
Cellular component (GO): membrane
Molecular function (GO): neuropeptide receptor activity
Source: RefSeq, a predicted model, not a curated record